CAGCGGCGUCAUUUUGAGUAAACGCUCAAAAUUGUGAUAAGCCUCAUCUAUUCACCUGCAUAUUAUCUGUGUUACUCAUCAUCAUCACCAUCAUCAUCAUCAUCCUAUUCAUUUCUUUGCAAAUAUUAAAACGUACGUAGACCCAAGACGCCAAAAGAAAUAUUCCUUCCACACCAAAGCCAUGCCUGAAGCCUUGUUGACCCGUGUGAUGUCCAGUUCAAAACCAAUCGGAAGCGAUCAUAGACUUCAUUAAACGAGGCAGAAUGGCAGCUGUUGCAGGAGACCUCAGCAAACAGAUCUUGGGUCAAUCGGAUGCGGCCAAGACGUUCCGCCCUUGGUGGGACAACCUCGAGGAUGGGAUCCUUUACUCACUUGUUGUCAUGGGGAUGAUAACUUUACCCAUGACGUUUCUAACGGGCACGCCAUUAGAUUGUACAAUUCAUCCAUCCUUAUGGUUUAACAACUUCACAGAUCAUCCCUUUGGGCCUGAAGAAGUGGUGAGAUCCCUGUUUACCAAAAUUCUCAUAAAUGCCAACAAAUUGCCGAUUACUAACCUAACUCCCAUCACAUUAAAGCCAAAGUAUUCCAGAUAUAUGCGAACUUACUCCAAAAAGUAUUGUACUGAGAUGCAUGUCUCUCCAUUUUUACUGUAUUUCCCAUUUACAUUGUUCCUCAUUCCGCUCGUCAUAGUCUUUAUCGAAAAAUGUUUUAUCGCAGCUUACAAUGCGGACACUAAGCUCGAGACAUUUUACGACUGCCUGAUUAAGGCCUCUUUAGAGCGGGAGGAUGUGGCAAUGUUGGAGGAAGAAAAUAUCAAAAACACAUAUGAGAUUCAACAAGCUUUCCGAAAUAGCUCAGCCUGUUACUACUCGUAUUUGUAUCGAACGAUUCUGGAGCUUAUUUGCAGCUUGGGCUUGGCCAUCUUCUAUUUCUCAUUCAGUCAGAUUGACGGUAUUCGAACGGCCCUCUUCGAUUGCAGCGUGCACAGUGUGCCAUUCCGAUGUGUUAUCCCCAAUAGUAGAUUCUUUUGGAUGACCUACUUUCUGGCCAUGACCAUGAUCAGUUUCUACAUAGCGUGCACGCUGUACAACCUAUUGUGGAUCGUGCAUCCUAAAGUUGGCAAGCUAGAUCGUUUCCUAACGGGUUGCAAUCGGCAGAAGAGUCGCCACGUGGACCGAUUGGCAUGCGACGUCGGCAAGAAGGACGUUCCUCUGGUCCAUUUGGAUAUGUAUUUCGAUCCCAAAGGGCGAGACUUUCGCCUUCUCAUGAAUCUCUUAUCCGAAACAUCCGGAAUGGCUCAAUCCUUCCGGAUCCUGGCCGUGUUUGACAAGCACUUCCAACGCCAAUGGCGAGCUCGCGAUAUCAAACUCAUUAUUGAAGAGCCUCGAGGAGCAAUAUUUCAGAAGGAACGAGAGCAACGUCUGGAUAUUAGCUCGGCUUUGAGCACGUCCCUUCACCAAUCUCUACUCAUCAAAGAAGACUCGGAUUCGGACACUGACAAUGAAACACGAGAGAGGCAUAAGAGUUUGUGGGUGUUCUGGAAUGACGCCACCAUCGCUCAUUACGUGAACAGAGUGACGAAUCGGAAUAUCUUUGAAUACACCGUGGAUAUCACACCUUGCACCGAGGCUCCAGUCAAGUCUUUUCAAUACCACACUGUGCCAGAUUUCACAGCUUCUGCCCAUCAUCGUGAGAUCAUGAUUGGCAAUGGGGUUGAAACGGGAGCCGCCAGUGGAACUGCUUACAAAUAUUCGACUCGAUUUGAUGGUCUACUAGAAGACACGGACUACACUAUUGCCAUUUCGACUGAGUUGGAUGGCAAGACCAUUACUCAAGUCACUUUAGCGGCCGUGAAGACCAAGAAUGGGACUAAAACCAACACAGACAAGCUGAAAGACAAGAUGGUUAAAGGGGGUGGUGGAAAAGACAAUGGGAAGAACAAGAACAAGAAAAAAUAAGACAUCGCCGAUUGUGGCUGCAUUAUUAUUUCAUCACUUACAAAAAGUACGGAAAACGUGCCUGGCGUUAAAGUGGCUUUUAUGUAGUUUAACAAUAGUCUGGUCGCCUAAAUUUCUUCUUGUUAUUUUUGGUCCUAGUUGCUGAUUUUUCAAAAAAAGGUGCUUGAAUUGAUUUUGAAGAAUUGGCAAUUAGCUCAUAUUUCCCUUGCUGCAGUCAAAUACAAUAUUAAGAGACAUUUUAAA
Tigriopus californicus is the source of this 2201-nucleotide messenger RNA. RefSeq lists its product as uncharacterized. Bases 264 to 1958 code for a protein of 564 amino acids. Lineage: Eukaryota; Metazoa; Arthropoda; Copepoda; Harpacticoida; Harpacticidae. The record is from RefSeq and is a predicted model, not a curated record. The transcript has 5 exons.